ACGGAGCCGGAGCUUUGGACCUUCUGUGGUGGCUGAAAGAGGCGCCAUGGCAGAGCAGCAGCCUGAGACCGAGAGCCCCGGCAACUUCUGCAUCUUCAUUAAGACUCUGACCAGGGGAACGUUUAAGGUGCAAGUGUCUCUGGAUGACACUGUCCAGGACCUUAAGGUCAAGCUGAAUGCACAGGAUGCUUCCCUGGUCCCCGACGGGGGAAGGCUGAUUUACAGACAGAGUGUUAUGGAGGACCACCUGACCCUGCGAGACUAUGGAAUCACACCAAACUGCAUUUUGUACUGUUUACAAAGGUUGCGAGGUGGUGGUGCAGCUAUUGGAGAUCUCACUUUAGGCUUGCCCAUAAGGCAGCAAGGGGCAACCACUUACAAACGUCUGACAGACAAGGUCUCGGGGAGCGCAGAGCAGGCAAGCACGGCUGGAGGGGAGAAAUACUACUUUCCAGUGCCUUCUGCUAUGCAGCAGAGCCAUCACUCCAUGAACCUGGUCUCACCACUGCAGAGAAACUGUUGGCAGUGCAGGAAGGAGAAUCUUCCAGAAGUGAAGCCGGAGAUAACGCAAGACUUUCUCAAGUACCGCACUGAGUACCGAGCUCACCUCCCUGGUGCAGGCGUCUUCCAGUGUUCCAUCACAGGCCUCAGCUUCAAGGUAAAGUCGGAAGUGACCAUCACCUACAGAUAUGCCACCUGGACCAGGCACCUGAGCAAGGCUGACCAGGAAAUGUGGGUGCCCGCUGGACCCCUCUUCCACAUCAAGGUGCAGCCUGGGGUCGUGCAGGCAGUCCACCUCCCCCACUUCAUCUGCCUGGCAGAAGAAGUAGACACCAGCCUGUGCUCCAUCGCCCAUUUUAAAUCUGGGCAGAUGACCCUGGAGAAACCAACCAGACUGGUCGCUUACUCUGCUGUCCUGGAGAAUCCCAGCUUCUCACUGCUUGGGGUGCUUUGGAGGAAGUUACGUUCAACCUUAAAUUCACUCCCUGUGCACUCCUUGGUGCUGAUCUUCCAGCAGCUCAGUGCUGCAAAUACAACUCUCCACCUCUACCUCAUUCCAGAUGACAACUCUGUGAAGAAGGCCAUUGAAAAGCAAGAAAUAGAUUGGCAUUCAAAGCUUAUUCCCAAGCCUCCUCCAUUCAAACCUCUGUACUUUGGCUGCAAUUACCAGGUGACCAGUACAAAAUCCGUGGAGAUAAUGCCCGAAGCACAAUUGCCAUUUUGCUACAAGAGUCCGAAGGAACAGCAGCUCUUUGUUGAGAUCUACAUCAGCAACAUGGCAGAGGGAAUUGGGCUCUUUAUGAUAGACACACGCAAUGACACUGUGGUCUGGAGGACAUCACUGAGAUCAGGUGAUAUUAUUCUUCCUGACUGUGCCUCCAAGAGCUUAUCAGGUGCAGCUUUCAUGAAGAAGCACAAGACCAAGCUUUGCUCCAGGAUGACGCAGCUCUCCACCAUUCUGCUACACUUACGGGAAUCAAAUGUCAUCAACAGCGAUGAAGAAGAGGAGGUGCAACGUCAAGAUACGAGUCAAAGGAGGAAUAAAGUUUUGCUGGAGCUAGCUGAGAAGAAAGGGCUGGAGGCCCAGGAACAGCUCUACCAGAUCCUCCAGAACAAAGACCCGUUCCUCAUCGCAGAUCUGGAGAAAUACAGCUAGACCUGGGAAAGCAGACUGCUUUUGCUCCCAUUGCUUUGCUUAUGGGAGCAAUGGAAGGGCAGUCAGCUUUACCAGCACCUGAAUCUGGACCUUUCAGUGCAAAAUCUACAGUGCAAAGUAGCAAUAAGCAUUCUGAACCACACAGUCUCAGGCCUGCCUUACUUGGCUGACUCAAUUGCCAGCAGUGGACAACCAGUGUCAUGCUGGCCACUGGUGAGAAGCUGCUGGAACAAGACACCUUGGUUCCCAGUCAGUGCCAAUACCUCAGACCUGUCUGCCUCCCUGUGACAGGGCCUCUGGCUCUCCAGAAGCUCCAGGCAGCUGCCAGCAGAGGAGCUCCCAUCACAACCACCUCCAGGUCAGCCUCCCCAUCCUCAGUGUCCAUGGACACCUCACAAUUGGAAGAGGGGAGCUGCUUUACCAGCUGCUUUGCUGUCUGCAAAGUCUUGUUCUCAUGUGCAAGCCACAGGAAGCUGUAGAUGUUGAUAUGAGCCCAUAUCAACAUCAAACCUUCCCCUCGUUUCCCUCCAACCUAGUUUACCCAAAUGACCAAAAUUCACUGAAGGAGUAAACAAGCAUCGUGACCCCAGCAGCAGCUGGGUGAAGGAGGCCCUCCUAAAGAAGCCACAAAAAAUAGCCAAGAUAGGAGAUACACGUCCAUGCAUCUUCAGGGAAAGUCUGACUCAACAGCCGCUGGUUUACAUUCAAAAGAAAGACAGCAGAUUAUUUUUAAAUCACAUUCUUUGUAUCCAUGAAGUCAGUUCUUUCUGGAUCAUGUGGAUGUCUUCACUGCCAGCCAGGGUAGGAGCAGUCUGCUCUGGUGUCCCGUAUUUCAGAAGAGACUUUUUGGGUCAAGCUCAGGUGAAAUUCAGACUUGCCUAAGUGGAGACAGCAACUUCUGGAAGCUCAAAGGAGCUUCCAGGGACUGUUGAGUGAAAUGGUCUCCACAACUCUCUGUGGCUUUGUGAGGUGGAAAUGAGACUGCUGCUUUAAGUAUUGCUUUACAUUUAUUCCUUCUUUUGAAGACCUGGAGAGCACAUUGCUGCUGAAACAUGCUGUUAGGGUGUGUGUUUGCUCCAUUGUCAAGGACCUUCACUGCAACUAGAAUUAACGUGAAAAGGAGGAUGCUGGAAUCAAGGCCAUGCAGGGACACAGACCUGGCUGCCCGGUGACAAGGGAAGCAGCGAAGGGGACCGAACAUCACCGCUCGCAGUAAUUCACGGGCUAUCCAGAAACCACGCUGGGGCUGGCCUUUCCAGGAGGAUCAGGCCAGGCUUUGCAACUGCUGAGUGUGUGAACCUGGGGCACCCCGGACAUGGGCUCUGUGAGGGGAGCAGGAAUGGACCCAUGGGAACAGGAAGGGGAACCAGGAGGAAGAAAACGGGCAGAGACAGAAAGGAAUAUAAAAGGGGCCACUCAGGCGUAAUCCAUGGCUGGCUUCCCUGAGCCCGUGUGUAGCCACUACAGUCUGUCGUAUCCUUUUAUAUUUUCUUAUUAAAUGUUUUCUUAACUAUU
This is a messenger RNA of Phalacrocorax carbo (great cormorant), 3172 nucleotides long. The record is from RefSeq and is a predicted model, not a curated record. NCBI's taxonomy places the organism in Eukaryota, Metazoa, Chordata, Aves, Suliformes, Phalacrocoracidae.